Messenger RNA from Amyelois transitella, 4285 nucleotides. RefSeq names its product suppressor of hairless protein (gene Su(H)). NCBI's taxonomy places the organism in Eukaryota, Metazoa, Arthropoda, Insecta, Lepidoptera, Pyralidae. Gene Ontology annotation, molecular function: DNA-binding transcription activator activity, RNA polymerase II-specific; RNA polymerase II cis-regulatory region sequence-specific DNA binding. Gene Ontology annotation, cellular component: nucleus. The transcript is spliced from 4 exons. The record is from RefSeq and is a predicted model, not a curated record. The coding region runs from base 518 to 2014 and encodes 498 amino acids. Gene Ontology annotation, biological process: regulation of transcription by RNA polymerase II.
UUUUGACAGUUCAAUAUUUUUAGCGUUGUCGUUUGUCGUAUUUAUUUCACGAAUAAACAUACAAAACUAUUAACAAUUCUAGAUUAAAUUGAUAUUAUUUGGUAAAUCAAAGUUGUUUGUACGAAAUUAUCUUUGCUUGGUGUGCAAUUUAUCAACUAUAAACCCUGGAAUGUUGACUGGACUGUCUGAAAAUAUUGUCGACGAACAGGUGUUUUUGAAUGAAAUGUGUGUUGAGGUUCCCACCGUAAUUAAUUUAUAGUGUCGUGAAUAAUACAAAAGUGUAUCGAUCGCAAUAGAAUAUAACCGGGGUGACCGGCGCCCUUCACGUUCGUACAUAAGUUUAAGUGGGUGACGAAAAUCCGUGAUAACAAGGGACGCCGCUAAUUUGUUAAGCGUUUUGAGCGAAAGACAAACAUGUCCCACCGGGGCUGACGGACUCUUGAGCGCCAUGGUAGGGUUGCCUGCGAGGCAAUAUAUUAUGAAGUACGGUAGCAGGUGAGGAGGAGCCGUGGCGAGUAUGCCGCACCAGUACGGGGCGGGCGGGAUGGCGCAGGGCCCGCCGUCGCCGCCGCCGCAGCACGGCGCUCUGUACCCGCGUUACGCCAACGCGGCUGGACCCGGCGCCGGCGCCUACCGCCCCGAGGAGCGUCGCCUCACCAGGGAAGCUAUGGAGCGAUAUCUGCGCGACCGCUCCGAUAUGGUUGUUGUCAUAUUGCAUGCAAAAGUCGCCCAGAAAUCUUAUGGAAAUGAAAAGCGAUUCUUUUGUCCGCCACCCUGUAUAUAUUUAUUUGGAGAUGGUUGGCGGCUGCGGCGUGAGCGCAUGCUCCGCGAGGGUGAGACCGAACAGGCUGCACAGCUUUGUGCCUUCAUUGGCAUCGGAAACUCUGACCAAGACAUGCAGCAAUUGGACCUCAAUAAUGGAAAGCAAUAUUGUGCUGCCAAAACAUUAUACAUAUCAGAUUCAGAUAAAAGGAAACACUUCAUGUUAUCAGUAAAGAUGUUCUAUGGAAAUGGUCAUGACAUUGGUAUUUUCAAUAGCAAAAGAAUAAAAGUUAUUUCUAAGCCCUCAAAAAAGAAGCAAUCUCUGAAGAAUGCUGACUUGUGUAUUGCUAGUGGAACAAAGGUAGCAUUAUUCAACCGUUUGAGAUCACAAACGGUGUCAACUAGGUAUCUACAUGUUGAGAAUGGCAAUUUUCAUGCAUCCUCUACGCAGUGGGGAGCAUUUACCAUACACUUGUUGGAUGACAAUGAAAGUGAAUCAGAGGAGUUUGCAGUGAGAGAUGGUUAUGUGCACUAUGGGUCUACGGUGAAACUUGUUUGCUCUGUGACAGGGAUGGCUCUGCCUAGACUGAUUAUAAGAAAGGUGGACAAACAAAUGGCCCUAUUAGAAGCUGACGACCCUGUUUCUCAACUCCACAAAUGUGCAUUUUAUAUGAAAGACACAGAACGGAUGUACUUGUGCCUUUCCCAGGAACGAAUCAUACAGUUCCAAGCUACACCUUGCCCCAAAGAGCCUAACAAGGAGAUGAUAAAUGAUGGAGCAUGCUGGACCAUCAUAUCAACAGAUAAAGCUGAAUAUCAGUUCUAUGAGGGAAUGGGACCAGUCAGGUCACCCGUAACCCCAGUACCUCUAGUCCACUCCCUGAAUCUCAAUGGCGGGGGUGAUGUAGCCAUGUUGGAGCUGGCCGGAGACAACUUCACGCCGUCCCUGCAAGUGUGGUUUGGUGAUGUGGAAGCGGAGACCAUGUACCGGUGUGCCGAGUCCAUGCUCUGUGUUGUACCAGACAUAUCGCAGUUCAGGGGGCAGUGGCUUUGGGUGCGGCAGCCUACGCAGGUGCCCGUAUCGUUAGUUCGCAACGACGGCAUAAUCUACGCUACCGGGCUAACGUUCACAUACACGCCGGAGCCCGGCCCCCGGCCCGUGUGCCCGCCGGUGGACGACGUGAUGCGGCCCGAGCAGGCCGGCUGGCAACCGGACGCGCACGCCCGCCUACCGGACAACACUCUCCAAUAGCCAAUGGACUGCAGGCUGGAGGAACACAGUCUGCAGUGAAACAGUAAGACAUUUGAGUGCGGUGAGUGUUUUGACAAUUAGUUUCAGUGCCUAAUUGUACGUUUCGACGUGGCGUGACGUUGUGAUUACACUUUAAUUGGUAUACUUAGCUAUCUGGUUAUACUGAUUACUUUUGUAACGUUGAUUACUCUACGUUGAAUACAACUAGUAACGUUGAUUACUCAAUUUGUAAGAAUCAAUUAGAGGCACCAAUAGAUCAAGCCUUUGUUCUGUCAAAUUUUGUCAUCUGGUUUGUAGCUCUUAAUAGUUUUGAUCACGAUAUUUUACGUAUUCAAUCGCAACAGUUACGCCAUGUUGAAUUAGGUGACAAGUUUUCGAGCCAUUGGUAUUUAGUGGUAGUUAGCAUCUAUCCGAGAGUCUAUUGUUUUCUACAAGGCACAUCGCAAAGCGAUACAAACAUAUUUUGGGGUGUUCACAAAAUAUGUCUACCCUAUAAUUUCUAUUUAAUGUAUUAAAAUUGUGACAUUGUAUGUAUUCAGAUGAUUAUUUCUGUAACAUACCAUACGCCUAAAAUAAGAUUUUGUCAAGUCACGGGUAAAUGUUAAGUCUCGUAGAGACUAAGCACACUUAAAUAUUUGCCUUUAAAUACCACUUUCAUCAAAAACCACAUGAAAUUAUUAACUACUACAUCAAAUCAAUCAAAAUCUGUAUUUUCCUAACUUGGACGAGUGGUCCAAGUGGAUUGAGUGCUCAAAGUGUAAAAACAGAACAGGCGGAAGCAGCAACUAAUAAAAGUCAUAAAAUAAGUGUAUACGAGAUAUAUUUCUCAACGACGUAUUUUUUAAAUUUAUAUAUAAUCAUAACAGGGUUUUCUGUAACGUUUCCCUUAGUUAUAUCAUAGUGUACCAUAGAGCACAAUUGCUAUAAAGAGAUUAUGUUCAUAUGUAUGUAGUCUAUCUUGUCGAGAUCUUAGAAUCAUUUUUGUCAAGGAAAAGGAUCUCUUCACCUCUUAGAUUCGUUUCUUCGGGGCCAAAUAGCUUAUAAUCCAUGACAAGUCAUCGUGUUUAUAUUUGAUUUCAAUUUAAUUUAAGUAGUAUUGUAAUAUUGGGUUGAGGAAUUGAACUAUGAAGAGAUUGUUUAUGCGUGAUUUAAGAUUUAAUCUGUACAUUAUUUAGAGAGGUAAGAGUUUUUAACAGUAGGCUAUUUGACUGUACCUAAAACUUCUGUUUUUUAUUUGUGGUGCCAAUAGUUUUAAUGGAACAAUGUUGGUUAUUCGGUAAUCAAAAGUAGUAAACCUUCAAAAACUUUUUUACUGAGACUAUCGUUACACAUUAUUUUUUUAUAGAUUUGACCUACUAAAGAGUGACGUCAUUUGCGUGAUAGUACAUAGUGUUAAAAUUAUCAACUUUCUUAAUAAACCCUUUCUUUUUUUAUUAAUACCUAUUAUUGAACUUUUUACUUUGCUGUUGCUGGUGUACUUCAAAAACCUCAUUAGCUUUCAUAUGUAACAAACAGCUCACACUGUCAAAUAGCCUAUUUAAUAAGUCGAAAGCCAAAUAAGCCAAAUGGGGUUGUAUAUCUCAGAUAUUUUGAAAUGCGUGUCAAUUUGUUUAGCAAUACCCCUUAUUUUUCCUAUAAGUUCAGCAUUUGCUUGCAGUUUUGCUUAAUUCUGGUCCUGUGGGCCGGAUUUGAACCAUUGUGUUAAUGUACGUAUGUAUAUUUAUGAUGGAGAUUCGAACAACUUAGAUAAGCAGCUAGUUAUAGUCCAUAGUACACUAAACAUUGUUUUAAAUUUUGGAUUUAAAAUUCUAUUUAUUUUAUUUGAAUAAUCAUAUGGAGAAUUUAUAACUGACAUUGAAUUUGUGUAUUUUAAUAAAAGUGUGAUUUCGAACAUUCCAUGUGGAAAGUGUAAUGAGAAGUACAAAAGAUAUCAAUAUUUUUGUAGCGAAACGUUGAAUUAAAAGUUUAAAAAGUUAUGGAAUUGGUAUUGUACAGUAUUACGAAGAAAUAAGUAUUAAAUCCCGGUACAAGUAUGUACUAGGGGAGCGUCGUCAAUUGGUUUGACUGUAAGUGUAAAAAAAACUACUGUUUAUAUCAUUUUACACGAUGUUUCUACACACGAAUGGACGUGAGACAACAUUUUGUUGAGACAUGACAUGUAAUUAUGGAACGAACAGUGAUUUGAGAUAAUGAAUAUUUUUAAUAAAACCGAAUUCAAAUAAAUUACAUCUUUCAUUGUAAACCUUCCACACUGUAAAUAAAGUUAGUUAA